Molecule: messenger RNA, 2814 nt
Organism: Pecten maximus
Lineage: Eukaryota; Metazoa; Mollusca; Bivalvia; Pectinida; Pectinidae
Product: protein phosphatase 1M-like
Exons: 13
Coding region: 610-1992 (460 amino acids)
Biological process (GO): protein dephosphorylation
Molecular function (GO): cation binding; protein serine/threonine phosphatase activity
Source: RefSeq, a predicted model, not a curated record
CAAAUGCACAGCUUUAUCAUAUAUUUGAAACUCGUAAUAAUAUUAUCAUAAAAUGCACAGAAAAUAAUGAAAUUAUUUCGAAAUGAAAGAGAGCUCCACGGAAAACAUUUUUGCUGGGAUCAAAUCAACUUAUUUGAACCCAUGGUCAACUAGUACCAAAUAAUUAGCGUUAUUAACAUAGCUUAUACACUUGUAGGUCCAUAUAAUCAUAGCCUAUGUCAUAAUUGUCAUGUCAACAUAAAAUGAUUUAAUAAAAACAUGCAGACUAUAACUAUUUUCAACAUAUCGCUUCAGCACUAUUUAAUUCAUGAUAAUCCUAAAACGUAUGUAUGUAUAUCAUAUCACGUCUCUGUGAUAAUGAACCAAACGUUUUGAGUCCGUUUCAUCAGGGUCAAAGUUCAAGUACUUUGUAGUAGGGGAGACAACUCGCACUACCUUUCUCUCCCCACUCUCAUCUCACGCUACACCGGCAUGGACUCGAUAGCCUAAAUCCACACCAUCAGUGACUGCUUUGUUAACAUUUACGACACCUAUCACUGGAAGUGUACACGACUGCUGAUGACCACACCUGCCUCUGUUGGUGUAAUGGACAUGGCCUGACCUGGUGUAAUGAUGUGGGGGAGGGUUCAAUCAUUAGUGGGGAAUGUUGUCAGUAAGAUAGUCCCAAAGAGCAACAAUACCACCGAGCCAAAUAAACCACACAAGUACCUGUAUGAGCGACCUCAGUUCCUAAAUCUGGCACAGAAACAGCAGCAGGAGGCAAAAAGUACAAGUUCCCGAACUAUUGUCACUGCUGGCAAGACUCUCCCGAGGCGAGCAGGUUACGCAGAAGUUAUCAAUGGGGGUAAAAGUGCUGUCAACGAGGAUCAGGGAGCGGCAGAGGAGUUCUAUUUGGGUUAUAAACCAACCAAGUUACCAUCAGAUAAAAACCGACCCUCCAUGGCCAUGACGGAAGUUGUAGGUGAUGGAUCGGAUUUGGUACCUGUGACCUACUUUGGGAUAUUUGAUGGCCAUGCUGGUGCUGAUGCAGCUUUAUUUGCAUCCAAAAUCCUACACAAACACAUUGAGGACAAGCUCAAUUGUGUUUGGGAGGUCAUCAAUCAGAAACUAUCGCCCUCUAAACAGGAAACAGAGCGCCUUUCCCUGGGCAAUUUAAGCCACAUCUCAGUAGAUGAUCUCAUCACUGGUAUCCUGGAGGAGGCAUUUGUUGAACUGGAUGAUCAGAUCCUGCGAGAACGCCUUACUUACACAAUACGAGGGGGUUGUGCUGCUAUCAUCACAAUGUUUAUGUUUGGGAAGGUAUAUGUAGCCAACGCAGGAGACUGUAGAGCAGUAUUGUGUGCUGGGGAGAAGGUAAUCCCAUUGUCUCGUGACCACACGCCAUAUUCUGAACGUGAUCGACUAACUAACCUAGGAGAUGCCAAACCAGAGCUGCUGCACGGAGAAUUCACAUGCACGGAGUACACACGCAGGAUAUUCCGAGAGGACAUGGGUAGGAGGGUACUGUACAGGUCUCCACACAUGACAGGCUGGGCAUAUAAAGUGGCAGAUUAUGAUGCGCUGAAGUUUCCACUUGUGACCAGGACUGGAAAAAAGUCCCGUCUGAUGGAAACUAUCGGUGUAGCCAGAGGUUUUGGGGACCACGACUUGAGGGUUUUUGAUUCAGAAAUAUAUGUCAAACCUUUUCUUACAUCUAUUCCAGAGGUUGAGAUUUAUGACACUACAACAGAAGAGCUAGAGGAGAAUAGUGUGUUGAUUAUGGCAUCAGAUGGAUUAUGGGAUGUUAUAUCUAACUCAGAGGCUGCAGCCAUUGUCCGUCAAACUCUCGCCAGCUAUAAUACCAACGACUACAAAAGGUUUGCUGCUGCUGCACAAGAGCUGGUCACGCAGGCACGAGGGUUCCAUGCAGGGCAAGGAUGGAGGAAGAAAAAUUCAGAUGACCAGGCGUCAUUUGACGACAUCACUGUUUUUGUCAUUCCUUUACAUGACUGAAAUUUAAUAUCAAGUCACAAGAAUGUUAUCGACAUAUCGAUGUUGUGACAUCAGUCACCACUGAAGUCCGAAGUCUGAAAGAUUUUAAAGUGGUUGCCAGCAUGUCAGCCGCCUGGUGGGGUCAAUCUACCCAGCUGUAUAAAUACAAGGUGCUAGCCCAUCUCAUUGAUGAUGAGGAAAUAAUUUGAAGUCUGUGAUAGGUGUGCUUAUUGUUUAUGUUUUUUUUUCAAAUUAUUGACCAAUAAAUGGUUUAAUUGCUUGUACACAUUCCAUUAGAGUUGUGCCAGUUACAAUUUUUUCUGGAAGAUGAAACCGUAAAAAAUAUAUUAAAACCUUUACACUUGGUGCCAUCUCUUUGAAUGAGACAAAUAUAAAUUCGAUUUUCAGCAUCAGUUACAAUUCUGUAUACAACCAUGGAUGAAGUGUUUGUGCAUACUUUUUCUACCAAGUCCUCACCAGGGGGACUAUACAGCUACUUUCAAUUAGUGCCAUAUUAGAUAAUAUCACAAAAUAUUAGGAGAUAUUUUUUUUUCAAUAUACGUCAUGUUUAUGUUUAUAGCUGAUGUUAUAAUUAGAGCAUAACAAGUCAAUGACAUUUUUUAUGUAGAAGUUUCAGUAAAGAGCCAUUAAUAAAUACAAUUAAAAUUUGUAUUCUUUUGGGGUAAAACUUCUUCAGUGUUUAUUAACUUACAUCAUUGUGAGGUGAAAGCCAAUAAGAAUGACAGGCUUUGUGUACUGUGUUAAUAUAUUGUUAUAUGUACGGGAACAAAUGACAUUAUUUUCAGGUUUUUAAUAGCUCAAAUCUAAUUGUUGUUAUUUCGU